CUUAAUCUUGUUCUUUACAACGGCCUAAUAUUGUUUGAUAGGAUUAAGUUCAGGGGAAUAAGAAGACAGCAAACAUACAUACUUUUAGUCAUAGAAUAAAAUGAAUUACUUGAUAUCUUUUGAGUUGUGAAUAAGUGCAUUGCCCAUGAUUAAAUAAUAACCUUCCAUUACGGGAGAUUUACUCAUCUAAUACAUCUUUGAUAAAGUGAAGGUAAUGAUAGAUAAUAGUACCUUUAGCUGCUCUAGAAACUGGUCUACUUGCUAACGUUCAACAAGUUGAAGAAUACAGGAAUUGUUAUGAGCGAUAGGCCAUAAAAUCUGAAGACUAGUUUUUAAAGGCCUUAUAGUAGAUAUAGAUAUAUAAUAGAAAUAUAUCUCCAUGGUUGUUAUGAGUUUUAAACGUCAAGUUGCUGUAACUUCAUCUUUACCCUGCUACAAAAUUGCUGAAAGCCUAAAUAUGAAUAAUAUGGUUAAUCUUCAUGAAUUAUAUAGUAUUCGUGCUGCUGUAGAAUCAGAUAUUCCUCAAAUUUUAGACAUUUAUAAUGAGCGAGUUCUUAAUUCGACCUGUUUAUUCAUGUACAAUCCAGUUUCUCUUGAUAAUCGUUUAACUUGGUUUAUGGAAACUAAAGCAAAAGGAUAUCCUAUCAUUGUUGCCGUUGAUAGGAAAACAAAUAAGGCUAUUGGCUAUGCUUCUCUUAGUAACUUUAGACCUCAUACUGCCUAUGUUUUGAGUUCGGAAAUUUCAUUAUAUAUUCACCAAAAUCAUCAACGUAAUGGAUUGGGAUAUACUUUACUCAAAGAAAUGCUGCGUAUUGCAAAUGAAAUGAAAUUAAAGAGUGUUAUUGCCAGCAUUACAUCCGAAAAUGAAGGCUCUAUCCUCUUGUUUUCUAAAUUUGGAUUUAAACAUGCUGGUAUUUUUCAUAACGUUGGAUACAAAUUUGGUAAAUUUUUGGAUGUUACCUUUCUAGAGUAUAUUACGGAUGCUCAAGUAGAAGAAAACAAAAUGGUGCCUUCAUUUGUGCCCUUUAAUUGGAACAGUUAUGUAUAUAAUGGUGGCGAGUAA
Cokeromyces recurvatus is the source of this 1063-nucleotide messenger RNA. RefSeq names its product acyl-CoA N-acyltransferase. Gene Ontology annotation, molecular function: acyltransferase activity, transferring groups other than amino-acyl groups. The record is from RefSeq and is a predicted model, not a curated record. NCBI's taxonomy places the organism in Eukaryota, Fungi, Mucoromycota, Mucoromycetes, Mucorales, Mucoraceae. The transcript has 3 exons. The coding region runs from base 380 to 1063 and encodes 227 amino acids.